AUGCGCAGUUUCCAGCCUAUUUCCGGGGCCUUUUUCGUUCCUGACGAAGGGAGUUCUCAUACAAAGUCUGAAGGGCAGUUCAUGACGCUGCGUUCCACCAGCUGCGCGAGGGCACCCAACGGUACCCCAGCGGUGACUUGGGGGCCCCCCCUCUCCGGCACGUGGUCAUCCUGCCCAAAAGUGUCCUCUAGAGUGUCUUUGGAUGGCGCGAAUGGCCAUGUUGACGAGAACACUGGCGGCUGGGUUUCGCGAUCCACCCCCUUCACUGGAUCCGCAUCCGCCGAAGAUGCGAGGCUCCUUGGAGGGGACGGCGGAGCAGCUAUGACACAACCCCGCAAAGACGGACAAAGCCAGCGGCUGCCGCAGAUGCAGUCUUCGCAGCAAGUCUACACACACCCCAGCAUCAACUAUCCCAGCUUCACUGGCCCCACUGCUCUUCCGGAGUGGGGGCACCGCUCUCCUCCAGAAGGACGCACGGGGGGCCCCCUUUUGACCAUUGGCAACGCUUCAUGUUCGAACUCUCCACAGCAAACUGCAAGCGCCUUCGGGCAGCAGUCCAUCACAAAGGAACACCAGCAGCAUCUACAGGGGGAGGAACACGUACAGCAGCUGCAGCUCUGCCCCCCACAGCUGCCAUUGGACACCAGUACUGCUAUGGAGGCCCCUGUUCGGGCUUUACUGCAGUAUGAUGAUCAUCAGGUUUGGCAACAAGAGAAGCGUGCAGAAAAAGCGGUGCCAGGUGCUCCUAUCCCGCUUACAGGGACCAUUGUCGCCGAUCGCCGUGUUAUCUUUUACAAAACGCAGAUGUGCCCUCAUGUGCCUAAAGGACAGUGCCGCUUGGGGUCUAGGUGCCGCUUUGCUCACAAAGAGGAGGAGCUGCGUCCUCCCCCGAGGCUCGACAAAACCCGAAUGUGCGCAUUCGUAAAGGCCGGGGUGCCUUGCACGCGUGGCCAUAGAUGCUCUUUUGCGCAUAGUCGCGAAGAAUUGCGUCACACGUCCGCUUUUUUUAAGACGAAUAUCUGCCGGAACUGGCUGGUGGGGCGCUGCCUGCAUCCCGAGACUUGCAACCACGCGCACGGCAUCCGGGAAUUACUCUUCUUCAGAACUUUAGCUACGCAAAGCGGAGUGCGGGACUUUCUCAAAGAGACAACAACAAGCAGGUCCCCUAAGAUUGGUGCAAAGCAGGAACUUGACGGUUUCGAGGAGCAACAACAGCUGCUGGUGCUCCUGCAGCAACUGCAACAGGCUGAGUCGCGUGCUACACAUUUAGCGGGGCAUCAGCGGCCUCCAGCGCCUCCUUUCUCCGCACUGUUGGAGGCAAGCGGAAUUAAAGAGGGCCACGCCUUCACGACGGAGCAAGACGAACAGUUGCUCCAACCGCGUUGCUCUUCGGAUGGCUUGUCAGAGCGACUCUUGCAAACACUGCUGCAGCGCUUGCAACGGCACCAGACCACGGGAAACCUUCCCUUCAGACCAGCAAGAGUGUGCUCUGAAAAACAGCCCGAGAACUAUGGGUUGUCUGACGAAGCAGAAGCUGCGGCUGCACCUGCAGAUGAGUCACUAGCAACCCAGUGCGGCGUGUUUCAGCAAAUCCCCAUUCAGCAGUCACCUUCAGAAAUCCGCCUGCAUCGAGAAACGGCAGCCAACCCAGAGCUAAUGAAGGGGCAUUCAACGGGUCUCCUCAAGGGACCCUUGCUGAGCCCCCUGCACCAGCAACACUCCAAGGUGAGACACUGGGAACUAGAAAGCACUGGCAGCACCGAAACUGUUAGCAGUGCACAGAUGGUUGAGGAGCCCAUUGGACUGAGCAGCACAGAGUGGGUGCCAGCAACUAACAAGGGCGAUUACAACGAGAAGCAGCAGCAGCAGCAGCUAAUGAUGGGUGGUAAUUUGCCAGAUUCGGUUGCCCAGUUUGGCAUCAGCCGUAUGCUAAAGUGGCGAGAGCAGCACCCGACCUACUAA
Messenger RNA from Cyclospora cayetanensis, 1962 nucleotides. RefSeq lists its product as uncharacterized. Gene Ontology annotation, molecular function: mRNA binding; metal ion binding. The transcript is spliced from 3 exons. The coding region runs from base 1 to 1962 and encodes 653 amino acids. Lineage: Eukaryota; Apicomplexa; Conoidasida; Eucoccidiorida; Eimeriidae. The record is from RefSeq and is a predicted model, not a curated record.